Molecule: messenger RNA, 676 nt
Organism: Desarmillaria tabescens
Lineage: Eukaryota; Fungi; Basidiomycota; Agaricomycetes; Agaricales; Physalacriaceae
Exons: 1
Coding region: 8-523 (171 amino acids)
Source: RefSeq, a predicted model, not a curated record
ACCUUCCAUGGAUAGGGAUGCCACUGUGCGGCAUCACUCCUUGAUCAUUACCAAGGAAUGUUUUCGCGCGAUCCAGGCCAGUGUUAACGAGAGACAUCGAGGCGUGAAAGUUAUCGUUGACCAAAUAGCGGCGGUAGUCCCACAUAUCUGUCGUUGGAUUAUAUAUUUCUACUCGUCAUAUUUCCUGAACGCCACCGCCGAUACCGUGUUGCCCUCAGAGACCGUGGAUUUGCGGGACCAGUUCAAAGAUAGCCUUUUGUCACUCCUCGACAGCUUUUCUGUUGACUUUGUAUCUGUGAUGCGUACCUCCGGGCUUUAUCAAAUGUAUGACACGCGUCUGGAUUUACUUCGACUCGACUGUCGAUUAUGCAACGGCCACGUCUUGCUGGAAAGUUAUGGAUGUGUUGGUCUGCUGUCAAUCGGAAGAAAUCCACUUGGAAGUUAUGGUCGCAUUGGAAGAGUCUCAAUGUCGUGGCAUAUAAUUGUAUGCGGCGAAUUAUCGUCGACAUCCAAAUUCCUAUAGUCCGGGCUAUCACAUUGAGGCGUCACAUCAGCAUCAUGGCGCUAUGUACUUUAUCUAGCGAUGCUCUUCGUCGGUCUUUCCUUAGGGCCAAGUCGGUGAAAUGGUGUUCAUGUCACGUCAAGGCGAAGGCAUGUGGAUAUAGAUGAACUGCAA